GGAAACGAAACCCGCCGUCCAGCCGAGCACCGCGCUGGAGAUCCGAGGCGAGGCGGAGCAGCAUGUAGCCGCGGAGGGUGCGCCAUGUUCCCCGGAGUUCUGUACGCCCUGCUGGCGGGCUUCCUGGGCGCCGUGGCCUCGUCCUCCGCCAAGCUGUCUCUGGGCGCGGAUUACCUGAAGGGCGUGUGUGAGACGGGGCUGCGGAGCUGGAGCGAACCGCGGAGGUUCACACAGGCCAACGAGACCACCGCCUGCGACCGGCUGCACAUCCCCCUGCGUCUUCUCUGCGGCGGGCUGCUGUUCACCUGCAACGCUGUGAUGUGGACGUUCCUGUCGAAGGCCCUCAGGUACUCCUCUUCUUCCACCCGGACCACUGUGACCACCACCGCCUCCAACUUCAUCUCCUCUGCCUUCCUCGGGCAGCUGAUUUUCGGGGACAGUCACAUCGCCCUGUGGUGGGUGGGAGUUUCUCUCACUCUGUCUGGUCUCCUGGUGCUACAGCGCGCUUCCCCCCACGACGCGCAGCCCGACGGCGCCAAAACAAGGACGAGCGAGUCGGCGAGAGGACCGGAGAGAGCUGACAGAACAGCGUGAUGACCAACAGCACCUUCGACCCGCAGUGAAGAACAGUAAUGCACUGAAUUUACCUGCAUCCACACGCAACAUACAUCACGUAUCACAGCAGCACAGGUUCUGCCGGGAGUAAGGAAACGGACAGAACCGUGUUGAUGUACUUCACUCGUGUGGAAACGAUGCGUUUUAACCAAGUACAUUCAGUGCAGAACUCUUCUUCAGGGCACAGUGGUGCAUUAUUAUAUUCCAUUACCACAAACCAUAUUUACCGGAUCAGCUCACAAACGUACAGAAGCGAGCGCAACUACAGAUUAUUCUGGCAUUACUAAACUACUGCUUGCCUCUC
This is a messenger RNA of Pygocentrus nattereri (red-bellied piranha), 919 nucleotides long. RefSeq names its product transmembrane protein 42. Bases 85 to 594 code for a protein of 169 amino acids. The transcript has 3 exons. The record is from RefSeq and is a predicted model, not a curated record. Lineage: Eukaryota; Metazoa; Chordata; Actinopteri; Characiformes; Serrasalmidae.